AUGAACAGGGAAGUUAGUACAGAGAGCCAUAAACUGAUAUUUGCCCCUGCUGCAAGUGUGGUGGACUCUUCCUUUUUUGUGGAAUUGUCCAAUUUAAAGCUAAAUGUGCAGAAACUUGAUACGUCUUAUCAAAACAUAUUAGGCUAUUAUAAUUUCAGUGCCUUGGGGUCAGAGCAAUCGCCAAGCCUGAUUUUAACAGAUAAUAGUUUUGUCGAGACUGAAAAUAAAGAGGAGUUUACACAACGUUUGCCUUCUAAUUCAUACUUUUUAUCUCCGGGGAAGUUGUUGAAUGUAAAUUCAAUUGAGGAAUUCAAACGUGUAAACAAAAAGGAUUUUCUAAUUGAUUCUGCGAUGGAUAUUUUACAAAGAAUAAGAGAUAAGUCAUUUUUACAUGAUCCAGCGUUGCUCUCUUCAUUUCGCAUACUUUCUUACGCAGACCUAAAAAAGUAUAAGUUUUACUACUGGUGUGCAUUUCCUCAGCUUCAAUCCCAAUGGGAACAAUGUGAAACAAAAGAUUCAGUUGACUAUAAAUUGCAGCCGAAUGAAGUCUUUGACUCUCAGUUUUAUCUUAUUAAUGACGAAGGUCUCAAAAAACCAUUGUCGACGCUCUUCAAUAAUUCGACUGACAGUUUAUUGAAGGUUCUUUUCAUCGAUACGUGUUCUUCCACUCAUACUACAUCAUACAUUUUACGAAACUUUUUGACAGCUUUAGCUAAUCAUAAUUUUACCUUGGUAGAAGUCCAAGUAUUAAAAGUUAAUCAUUUCAAUAAAAACUUUACCACUCUAUUUCUAAAUCAAGAUUUAAAUGAUAAUAAACAUAAUAAUAUUGACGGCGUACCUCCUGUUAUUGGAUGGGAGAGAACAUCACAUGGGAAAUUAGGGCCUAAAAUAGCUGAUUUGGGUGCCUUGAUAAAUCCUGAAAAAUUAGCUGAACAAGCCGUUGACUUGAACUUGAAAUUGAUGAAAUGGAGAUUAGUCCCUGACUUAGAUUUAGAUGUUAUCAAAAACACCAAGGUUUUAAUACUUGGUGCGGGAACUUUAGGGUCAUAUGUUUCUAGGUGCCUUUUAGCGUGGGGAACUCGUCAUGUCACCUUUGUUGAUAGCGGAAAGGUUUCAUUUAGUAACCCAGUGAGGCAACCAUUGUACAACUAUGAUGAUUGUUUGAGUGGUGGAAAGCCGAAAGCAGCAACAGCCGCAGAAAACUUGAGGAGGAUUUUUCCUGGCGUUAAUGCAAAGGGGUUUCAAAUUGACAUACCAAUGGUAGGCCAUCCAAUAAAGGAUGAAAAGAAGGAGUACGAAGACUUCAAGAAACUGGCUCAAUUGGUUGAUGCCAACGAUGCUAUUUUUUUAUGUUUGGAUUCAAGAGAGGCCAGAUGGUUGCCAACGUUGCUGGGAAAUGUUAAACAUAAAAUUGUCAUUAAUUCUGCAUUAGGCUUUGAAAGCUACUUGGUAAUGAGACAUGGUUGUAUUGACCCAGCUAACAAUCUCGAGAAUCAAAUAGAAGGACGAUUAGGUUGUUACUUCUGCAGUGAUAUUGUUGCUCCCAAGGACUCAUUGACAGAUCGAAGCCUUGACCAGAUGUGUACUGUUACCAGACCGGGGCUUGCGCUUUUGGCCUCUUCACUGGCGACGGAACUAUUUGUUUCUAUUUUGCAAUCUCCAAUGAAGCAAUAUUCCAACCACAUUGCACAUGACAAAACUAACAUUCUAGGAUGUCUUCCACAUCAGCUAAGGGGAUAUCUUCAUAACUUUGAAACUUUAAAACUAAGCUCAAAAAAUUUUAGGUGCUGUACCGCUUGUUCAGUGCCUGUUAUUAGAGAAUUCAGAGAGCAUGGGUGGCACUUUGUAAAAACCGCAUUGAAUGAUAGUACUUAUUUAGAAGACGUUACUGGCUUGAGGGAGUUUCAUAAAAAUGCUGAAAGUGCUGCUGUAUUACUAGAUGAGUUUGAUGAACUCGCAUGCGAGGACCAAGGAAUAGAAUAA
Molecule: messenger RNA, 1983 nt
Organism: Pichia kudriavzevii
Lineage: Eukaryota; Fungi; Ascomycota; Pichiomycetes; Pichiales; Pichiaceae
Exons: 1
Coding region: 1-1983 (660 amino acids)
Biological process (GO): cellular response to nitrogen starvation; autophagosome assembly; autophagy of mitochondrion
Cellular component (GO): phagophore assembly site; cytoplasm
Molecular function (GO): Atg12 activating enzyme activity; Atg8 activating enzyme activity
Source: RefSeq, a predicted model, not a curated record